Molecule: messenger RNA, 835 nt
Organism: Glossina fuscipes
Lineage: Eukaryota; Metazoa; Arthropoda; Insecta; Diptera; Glossinidae
Product: monocarboxylate transporter 14-like
Exons: 3
Coding region: 193-819 (208 amino acids)
Molecular function (GO): monocarboxylic acid transmembrane transporter activity
Source: RefSeq, a predicted model, not a curated record
GCAGGUCACAGUCAUGCUGGCAGCAAUCAUCAAAAUACUUGCAAAAGACAUGCGAAACAACAGCAAGAACAACAACAGCAACAACAUCAAACAGAACAUCAAAAGCAUCAGCAUUAUCUUCAACAGCAACCACAGCAUCCACAGCAGCAUCAGCGUUAUCCUUGUUGUAGUUCCUAUAAUAUAGAGCAUAAAAUGCAAAUGCCAGGCUGUUUGUGUAACAAAAUAUAUCAUCAACAGCAACAGCAUCCAACUGCAGUGAAUCUAAUAGCAACACCAGCACCACCAACCGCUGUAUCAACAGUGCCUGCAUUGUCUCGGACUCCACAACGACAAUGCAAUCAUGCCUUCUAUUACGCACCCGAGCAUUGCAUGUUGCAGUAUGAAGAGCAAGACUCCGGCUUUCCGGGUCUGCGUGAUCAGGAAUUUUAUCUGCUCCAUCGCAAUAUACCGGCCCUGCGAAGGACGGGUAUCGAUACCACUGGUAUACGCCAGCAUUAUUAUCCCGAUGGUGGCUGGGGUUGGAUAAUUUGCGGCAUGUCUUUCCUAGUACACCUGUUAACUACCGGCUUACAAUUAUCCUACGGUUUAACUCUGUUUUAUGCUUUAACGCAUAUCCAUAAUUCCAGCGGGAACGAAUGGUUAGGUGCUCUUAGCUGGUCUAUAUCGAUGGUGUUGACACCUUUUAUCGAUGUUUUGUCUAGGCGCAAAUCUACAAGACUUUUGGCUGUGGUUGGAGGUUUAAUCAUGUCUUUGGGUAUAUUAUUUACAUCAUUUGCUACGGAAGUGGAUCAAAUGAUUUUCAGUUACGGUAAGAAAUAGUAAGAAAAAAAGGAUU